This is a messenger RNA of Cryptococcus amylolentus CBS 6039, 468 nucleotides long. RefSeq lists its product as hypothetical. Lineage: Eukaryota; Fungi; Basidiomycota; Tremellomycetes; Tremellales; Cryptococcaceae. The record is from RefSeq and is a predicted model, not a curated record. The coding region runs from base 1 to 468 and encodes 155 amino acids. The transcript has 2 exons.
AUGAGCUCAAAGAACAACCCCUCUGGGGGAUCUGCUAGCCAGGAUCAACAGCGCGCCAUGGAUGAACUGAGAACCACCAACCUCCAGCUUAUCACCCAGAUGGACGCCGUUCGCGAAGAAAUCCGCACACUCUCUUCCUCUGCCGGUAAGGUCAAGACCAUCGAAGCCAAUACGAAACUCUAUAAUGCGUUUUAUGUGGUCUUUGGCAUGAUCGAUACCCCGGUCUUGAAAGACGACCCGACUGCUAUUCAUGUCAAAUCAAAACUGUCAGAAAUAUUGGUGGAUGGCAUAUGUGGACUCGGACUGCGUGAGAGGACGAAACUGGCAGAGGUCAUAGGAAGGCUAGAGGUGAUGAGGGCCUUUCACGAUCAGUAUCUUGGUAAAGCGAUGUCUCGAGAUGAGCAGACUUUCCGGGGGAAGGUAUUCGGGUCUUGCUUAGAUGAGCUUCGACCUCUUCUCAGUGACUGA